Messenger RNA from Ostrinia nubilalis (European corn borer), 2650 nucleotides. Its product is annotated as epidermal growth factor receptor kinase substrate 8-like protein 1. The transcript has 16 exons. Gene Ontology annotation, cellular component: plasma membrane. Gene Ontology annotation, biological process: regulation of Rho protein signal transduction; Rho protein signal transduction. Gene Ontology annotation, molecular function: actin binding. The coding region runs from base 163 to 2532 and encodes 789 amino acids. Lineage: Eukaryota; Metazoa; Arthropoda; Insecta; Lepidoptera; Crambidae. The record is from RefSeq and is a predicted model, not a curated record.
GGCGCGCGCGCCGCGCCAGUGUGAACCGAGUCGCCGCUGAGGCGCCAAGUACCGCCGCGAGUGAAGUGUGUGAAAGCGAUCGAGGAGAGCGGUGACACCUCACAGAACUGAGCUCCGAGAUAUCCCCUUGUGCGAUGGGCGUAGCGCUUGCGUGAGGACACGAUGGCGCUGCGCGGCGCGCGCGCGCAGGACCCGCAGCGCUCCCGCGGCGACACGCAGCGCUCGCGCGGGGACACGCAGCGCGCGCUCGACGAGUUCGACGAGCUGGCGGGGCUGCGCGGCGCGCCUCCCGAGGGCGGAGAUGGCGAGCGCACGGUGUACGUGCUGGAGCACCUGGCCACGUUCACGGUGACGCGCGAGACGGGCAUCGUGUACCCGGCCGACGGCAUGCGCCGCCUGCUGCAGCUCGAGAAGACCAACGGAAUAUGGAGCCAAAAAAUGCAACUGAGCCUGGAGGGGCAAUGGGUACUCGUCAUGGAUUACGAGACCGGGUCAAUAAUGGAGCGGUUCCCGGCGUCGUGGGUGCACUCGCCGACCGCCUUCACGUCGCCGGAGCCGGCGGAGCUGUACAACAACGUGCUGGCGUUCGUGGUGGGCGCGCCCGCGGGCCCCGGGCCCGGGCCCGGCGCCGGGGGCCCGCCGGCCGGGCCCGACGCGCCCCUGCCGCGCCGCGAGCUGCACAUCUUCCAGUGCCACGACGUGGCUGCGCAGACGCUCGUCGAGGAACUCAAUGCACUGAAGGGCGUCGGCAGCGGAGGGUCGGGGGAGGGCGCGCGCGACUUCAUCAUCGAGCGGGAGCGCGAGCGCGAGCGGGAGACGGAGAUGGAGCGCCCGCGACGGCAGCAAAUGUCGGCGCAGCUGGGCCGCGAGCGCACGGAGCGCGGCGGCUCGGGCGGCGAGCGCGACGACGCCUCGUCCACGGGCUCCGAGCGCCUCUACGAGCAGGACAUCGCCAUCCUCAACCGCUGCUUCGACGACAUCGAGAAGUUCAUCGCGCGGCUGCAGCACGCCGCCGCCGCGUCGCGCGAGCUGGAGCGGCGGCGGCGCUCGCGCGGGCGGCGGCAGGCGGGCGCGGGCGAGGGCAUGCUGGCGCUGCGAACGCGCCCGCCGCCGGAGCGGGACUUCGUCGACGUGCUGCAGAAGUUUAAGCUGUCCUUCAACUUGCUGGCGCGGCUGCGAGCGCACAUCCACGACCCGAACGCGCCCGAGCUGGUGCACUUCCUGUUCACGCCGUUGGCGCUGAUCGUGGACGCGGCGCAGGACGUGGCGGACGGCCGCCUGCCCUCGCGCGUGGUGCAGCCGCUGCUCACGCGGGACGCGCUCAACCUGCUGGCCAACUGCGUCACCAGCAAAGAAACGGAGCUGUGGCAUUCGCUGGGCGACGCCUGGCUCAUACCCAGGGAACAAUGGAAGACAGCGAUUCCCCCGUACCACCCCGUGUUCAUGGACGGGUGGUCGCCGGACUACCAGGUCGAUGACCAGCCUCUGCGCAGCGGGCGCACGCUCACGCGCGAGGACUCGGGCUCCGCCGCGUCCUCCCCGGAGCGAGAGCCGCCCUACCGCCCCGAGCGCGACGACGACGAGCUGGGCGAGUCGUGGGCGCGCGGCGUGGCGGCGCGCGGCGGGCGCGUGGUGCGCGUGACGUACCCGCGCACGGCCAACAACGACAAGGAGCUCACCGUCGUGCGCGGCGAGUACCUCGAGGUGCUGGACGACUCGCGCAAGUGGUGGAAGGCGCGCAACCGGCGCGGCGCCACGGCGCACGUGCCGCACACCAUCGUGGCGCCCGCCUUCUCCCCGCCCGCCUCGCCGCACCUCUACCCCAACCCCAUCUACACGCACUACCAGGAGGGCGGCGGGCGCGGCUCCGGCGGCAGCAGUCCCACGGGCGCGCCGGUGCACUUAGCCUGGUGUAACACGCCACUUGCAGAGAAGCCUGCAGCAGCCCCGCCGCCGCCGCCGCCCCCGCCACCGCCGCCGCCGGCACCGGCGCCGGCGCCGGUCCCCGCUCCAGUGCCAGUCAAGACUGACACCAUGAAGUCGACAAAAUCCAUGAUGAGCACGAGCAGCGAGCUGAACGAGGAGCUGAAGAUGGUGCUGCCGGCCAUCCAGAACCGCAAGAAUAAGCUCGACUUCAAGAAGACGCCCGAUAUAUUUAUUGACCAGAAAUCCAACCCCGACGAGGUGGUGAACUGGCUGGAAGCGAAGGGCUUCUCGGAGCGCGCGCAGAAGCAGCUGCGCGUGCCGGGCCACCAGCUGUUCGCGCUCGGGCGCGCGCAGCUCGAACGCGCGCUUGGGGCGGACGAGGGCAAGCGGCUGUACUCGCAGGUGCUGGUGCAGCGGAACGUCUCCGGGGUGAGUGGACACGCCUCCCCCCACAUUCGCCACUACGUACAAAACUACGUCAGCCUCCGAGCUGCAGAGCAUACUGCGGAAGGUGCGGGAGAAGGUGGAGGUGUCGUGAGCGGCCGCGUCGACGAGCGCGCGACCCGAUGCACCGACGACCACGACGAGAACGCGUCCGUGUGCUGACGGCACACUAAUCUUGAAUAUUUAUUCUUAUUGUUCUCAGUUUCAAUACUUCAACUCGUGGAACAAUUGAUUUCAAUGGUGUCUCGAUUCGCUGUACUUGAAUGACAAAAAUGAGUUA